CAGCCUACGAGCCCCUCCCCCCUUUCUAUACUACACACUCAAUGGUGACAAAGAUGACUUAGUGUUGAAGACAGCUCGCUGUCCGACUUAUGAACCGACUGAAAUACUGCAGCGAGUUGAUAUGAACAAGUUGAGAUCAACAGUCUACUUCUUGGCUGUGAUAAUUUUGGCUCAGGGCAACACAAAUGACAGCCCUCCAUUGAGACUGGUGGGAGGUGAAGGUCCCUACGUGGGAAGAGUGGAGAUAUUCCUAAACAACACCUGGGGAACAAUUUGCGACGAUUUCUUUACCGCCUACGAAGGAGCAGUUGUUUGUAGACAGCUGAACUUCACUGGUGUUCUGGAUGUCGUAAUGCGCUUUGGUGGAGGGAGUGGCCCUAUCUUACUGGAUGAUGUGCACUGCAGCUGUGGUAAUGAGUCAUCACUGCUUGACUGCAAUCACAAGCGAGUCCAUAACUGUGACCACUUUGAAGACGUGGGAAUUGUAUGCAAUACUCACAAUCCUGGGAGGGAAGGAGCAGUCCAGUUGGUGGGAGGGGAAACUCCCUCUCAGUCUGAGGGCAGAGUGGAACUGUUCCACAAUGGAGAGUGGGGUACACUCUGUGAUGUGGACUGGGACAUGAAUGACGCACAUGUGAUGUGCAGAGAGUUGGGAUUCCAAGGUGCCUUGUCAGUAUCGCCCCGAGGGACUUACUCCCCUGGAGUGGGGCGUAUCUGGCCAUACAGGUACAAUUGCACUGGAGAGGAGGACAGGCUCAGUGACUGUGCUGUAACUGUACUUGAUGAGUGCUCGCUAACCGAUUGUUCACAUUCGUAUGAUGUUGGAGUGAUAUGCGUUCCUGUUAUCGUAGGAUUGACAACUACUGGAGACUCAUCCACCAUUCAAGCAACCCCCUCCAAUGAACAAACCUCUACGUCCCCUAACAUCCAAGUGUCAACCCCCUCCAGUGAAGAAACCUCUACACCCCCUAGCAUCCAAGUGUCAACCCCCUCCAAUGAACAAACCUCCACGCCUUCAAGCAUACAAGUGUCAACCCCCUCCAAUGAGAUUUCCACACCCCCUAACAUCCAAAUAGAACUAGUAGCUACAGCAGUAAAUUCAACCUCAACCUCAACACCUGAAUCCACCAGCACUGUACAUGAUCAUUCACCCGCCAUCAUUGUAGCUGUUACUGUGAGCAUUGCUGUCCUACUACUCACAGCUUCAACUGCUACCUUCACUACACUGCUCAUAAUAGCACACAGAAGGCAGAGAAUUCUGAACCUAGUGAAGAGAACCGUCAUGUUUGAAAAUUCAAGUACAACGAAAAUUCUUUUUUAACGUCAAAUGUAAUGCAAACACCGCAAAGUGACAAUAUUAAUGCAAUCAUAACUAUGUGGGUAUAUAAUAGAUAUCAAAUCUGUUCAAUAUGCAAUAAAUAUAAAUGAGUUACUUUUUCCGCCCCCUUC
Messenger RNA from Halichondria panicea, 1449 nucleotides. Its product is annotated as soluble scavenger receptor cysteine-rich domain-containing protein SSC5D-like. The transcript is spliced from 6 exons. NCBI's taxonomy places the organism in Eukaryota, Metazoa, Porifera, Demospongiae, Suberitida, Halichondriidae. The record is from RefSeq and is a predicted model, not a curated record. Bases 122 to 1321 code for a protein of 399 amino acids. Gene Ontology annotation, cellular component: membrane.